AUGUCCACAACCAACACCAACGGAUUUGUUACACGGGCCUCCUCCAUUCGACAUCGGCGUGCAUUCAAAUCCUACUCAGAAUACAUCUACCUGCAAUUGAACAAGACUCUAAAUCCGCGCCUCAGGGAGGUAUGGACGACCCGAGAUUGGGGAAGAAAAGUGGAGGUGUUCUCAGGCAUAUUUGGGCAUCUGAAGAAACAGGGGCUGGUGGCAGAGCAGUCGAAGGCGUUGUGCAUUGGAGCUCGGGUAGGUCAAGAAGUGGCUGCCCUCAAAGCAAUUGGUGUUGUCGACGCCAUUGGCAUCGAUCUCGUUCCCUUUCCUCCUCUGGUUCUCUCUAGUGACAUGCAUUCUCACCCAUUUCAAGACGACACUUUUGAUUUUGAAUUCUCGAAUGCCUUCGACCAUGCGCUUUAUCCCUCUCUGUUUGUGUCUGAGAUCGAGCGGACCCUCAAGCCUGGUGGCGUCGCCGUCGUACAUGUUUCUGCCCACAGACGAGGAGAUAAGUACUCUGUAAAUGAUCUCUUCAGCCCUGAUCCCUUCAUUGCUCUGUUUAAAAAGUCCAGUCUUGUACAUGUCCGGAAGGUCGAUGCCUUCGGCCUCGACACGGAAAUCGUCCUACGUAAGAAUAGUAGUGGGAUUGUGAGUCCGACUGUAAAAGAAGCCCAUUUGCCCUAUUCAAAAUUUGUCUCUGAAAUGCCAGUAUAA
This is a messenger RNA of Cryptomeria japonica (Japanese cedar), 705 nucleotides long. RefSeq lists its product as uncharacterized. Gene Ontology annotation, molecular function: S-adenosylmethionine-dependent methyltransferase activity. The transcript is spliced from 2 exons. NCBI's taxonomy places the organism in Eukaryota, Viridiplantae, Streptophyta, Pinopsida, Cupressales, Cupressaceae. Bases 1 to 705 code for a protein of 234 amino acids. The record is from RefSeq and is a predicted model, not a curated record.